Messenger RNA from Zootoca vivipara (common lizard), 18312 nucleotides. The record is from RefSeq and is a predicted model, not a curated record. Lineage: Eukaryota; Metazoa; Chordata; Lepidosauria; Squamata; Lacertidae.
UGUUAAAAUGAAAGGUCUGCAAGUGCAUUGUAUGCAAGCUUCUUUAUUUGAGGAAGUAAUGUUGUACAGAUUUUUUUGUGGUGAUUACUGAGUUGGCUGCCGUGUGCAGAUAAGAACACGCUGCUGUACUGUGCAAUCACUGGCUUUCUAUCUGUAAGCUUUAGAGUUGUUGCUAUAAAAGACUAACCUUCUGCAGGUACUGUACAUGACUGCAACAGGUUCCUGACCCUGGGUCCUCUGGGCUGUCAGUCAAAGAUUCAUACUAUAAAUUGCUACCCAGCUCUAGACCAAGAAGCAGCAGCAGCACAGGAAUUCACAGGUCAGGUGAGAGUCAUUGACCUCUAUAAAAGCUUCCAGAUCCAGUUGUCUCAUUGAUCUGAUUAACUGGGGCAGAAGUGGGUAGACUUUCAGGUUUGUUUUAAAUAGAAACUUGAGAUCCACCAGCCAGAGUCAGGUUGAGGAUAGUGGGUGGGUCUGAGCACAUCUCAACCCAGGAAUUUGUUUCUAGUGACAAAAGUGAGUUAUUGAUUUGUUGGCACACAAAUCUCUUACUUGUUAUACAGUAAGCUUUCUUUCUUCCAGCAGCUGAAUUUAGAGAAACAAUACUUUGUUGUAUUAGUUAGUUACUUCGUAUUGCUUAGUUAGUCAUUUGGCUAUACAGAUUAAGGCUCUUUCUCAAGUUCAUGUCUAAACAUUGCUGCUGCUUUUACACCAAUCAUACUCUGUUUAAGAAUGUUGGUUCUGGAUUCUUAGUCAACAUGGGUGGUGAAUGUACAGCUUUUGAUGGCAACCUGCUUGCACCUUUGCCUGUAUUAUUCUGCGAAGCACUAUGUGUGGAAAGUGGAACUUGAGCCCCUAAAAAUGACUACCUGGUUGUGUGCAUGAGACUCAUCCAAACCAUAUUGGAAUGGAGGUUAACAUAUUUAUGUUAGGUGACUGCCACAAUUCAGCAGCAGUCCAUUUGUUGAAUUCUGUCCCAAGAGUGGUUCCCCUAAUGCAGGCAUUGCCAUCUUUUGGAUGCCAGGCGAAUAAGUUCUUAUUUUCCCAGGCAAAAAUGGCCACUGGUAUUGUGUUGGUUUUUGUGAUAUUCCUUUGGAAGCAGGGAAGAAAUAAUCUGUGUUGUAAUUGAUCUCCAUGCGCGAUUUUCUUAGUGUAUUAGUUUUUUAAACAGAUAUAUUCAUUACAAUUUUUUUUUUUGCGGCCAUGAGUUGUAUCAGGACUUCAGUGUUUGUAGAAAGCAAUACAUAAAUAAAUAAUAAUAGCAAGUACCCUGUGUCUAGACUUUGCAACUAUCAAGAGGCAAUGCAUUGUUGCACAUGAAAUUGUUUGAUGUCUUCUUAUGGAAAUUUUUGAUUCUUUUAAAAAAAACACUAUGAUUUUGCUUGCAAACUGCAUGGCAAAAGGCAUGAGCAACUAGAGAGCUGAGCUACAGGUCUCCCUGCAUUUUAUUAAAGGGUGUUCAGGAAAUGUUGAGAGGACUCCUUAAUAUCUAUUCCUGUAUCUAGAGUUUCAGUCUUAACAAUGUAAUUAAUAGCUUGGCUUGAGUGUUGCCUCCCCUCCUCCCCUUUGACACAAAUUGCAGGGAUUGGAAGUUGCGGUUCCAGCUAUACUUCUUGACUUACAUAUUAUUGAACUAGUUCACCAUUUCUCUUGUCAGUGCAGAGAGCAGGGUCAGGGACAGGCCAUUAAAGCAAUGGAAUGGCAGCUAAAUUAUCUAGCUGCAUUGGAAUUAUUAACUAAAUGGCUACUCCUGGACAACAGGUAAUCAUUUUUCUCCAGGCCAUUACCUCUGGAUCAAUUCAGAUGCCAUCUGAAACCAUAGUUUGUGAAGCUUAAAUCCAAACCUUUAUUACCACUAACUUUCUAUUGAAAUACCUUCCUGAAGUUAUCGGAAGUUAAUGCAGACUGACUUGGGCAUGUGAAACUAACAGUAUUGUCGGCAUAACAGCAUGCAUGAGAAAUUAUUCUUGCCAGAGAUGCCAAUAAAUAUUUUACUCUCUUUAAGUUAUCUCGUUUAUGUAAAAAUUGAAACGAGAUCUUACAUGAAGCAUUGUUUACAGAAAUGAAUGAGUAGAGCUCUUGGCAGAAGGACAGCAGGAAAAGACUACCGUAUGGCUUCAGGACUUCCAAGCUAUACUGUUGAUGAGGUACUGGAAUCACAGGGUGGGGUUGGAUAGUACUAGUGACUAAGAAUGUUAAAGAGUCCAACUCCACUUCUUCAGGUUCUGCUCUAGCAACAACAACUAAGCUUGUCUACUCUCUUACAGCCUCUCCCUUUCUCUGUCUCAUGUUUGCAGUGCACUCAUGCUGGUUUCGAAAUGGCACCAAUGUCCACAGCACUUUUCUGUCCAGUUAGGAAUGCUGAAGCCAGCUGUACGUUGUUCUACACUUCAGUGUUUUCUUAAGUGCAGUACAUAAAUGACAUUUGUAAAAGCUACACUUAAGUUUCCUUUAGAAACAAAGCAUAUGUAUUUGAUGAGUUCAGUAAUAAUUACUGAAUAAAUCUUGGCUACACAUCCUGGUUAGUGAGACACAGCUUAACCAUGAACCCAAGUUUGGAAUACAUGCUAAGCCAAACCUUGGCGUAGUUCAGCAAAGCCAGGGAGUACCGGUAUACUGUAUAUUAAAAAAGACCAGGAAGGAGCAGUAAAAGUGGUUUUAAACUUUGCUGCUACCCAGGAGUCUCCAUGUUUCCACAGUCCUGGUAAGCCCUGGGUGGCUUAGUGUGGUGUGCAAACUGGGGCAUUUUCUCAGAUGAGGCGGGGGAAGGUAUUUUAGAGUGCAAUUACAGUAUUGACUUUGCAAAUAUUAGACAAAAGGAAUCUGCAUCAACUUUGGUCUGUACUGCUUGCUCCUAAUGUAGCUAUAUAGAUGUAAACUAAUUUAUAUUAGCAGGUAGAAGCAACUGAUUACACUCUUAAGGAAUCCUCGGGUUGGUGUAAAAUUCAUUCCAAACUGUGCAGUAAGUGAGCCUGGGAAGUUCUGUUUUGAGAAGAGUAGCUUUUUAUCCAGCUAGUCAUUAAAAUCAAUUUUCUUUCCUACUUGAUUCAAUUUUUUUCCUAAGGCAGUAAAAGAUUUCUGCUUAUUCCCUAAACUGUCUGGCAGUCUGGGGAGAGUGCCAGUAUAGGGGAAAUGGAGGAGCUCUGUUUUGUAGUUAAUGAUAUCAGCUGGAAAAAUCAGAGAGGCUGUCAAAAUGGUACGCUGUUGCCAAAACAGGUAAUUCUUUAAACUUCAUGUAAUAGAAGCUGGUAGAGUAGGGGAAGAGGAAGUAGAUUCUGAUCUGAAAGUUUCAUUUACUCACUCUGUGUGUGUGUGUGUGUGUGUGUCUGUGUGUGUGUGUCUGCGUAUAUGUUGUGAUAUGAGUAGCUUCUAAGGACAGGCAGCAAGCCAAAAUAAGAGUUGUGGUAUUAUGUAGAAUUUUAAAGUGGUCAGAGUUAAAGAUAUGCCUCAUUGGGGCAUGUCGGAGGGUGCAGGGGGAGAGAAGAAAGAAAACUGUGCAAUCACAUAAACAAGAGUAGCCAACACGGUGUCCUUCAGAUAUUGUCGGACUAAAACUCCCAUCAUUCCUGACCAUUGGCCAUUGCCGACUAGGCUGAUGGGUGUUGGGAAUUCAGCAGCACCUGGAUGGCAUCAUUUCGGCUGCCCAAUACAAACCAUGAUGGCCACAUAAAAGCAUUCUGCAUGGAAGCUGUAUUGCAAACUAUGAAUCUGUGUGAGCCUGAGUGCUGUUGAGCCAUGAGCCUGGUGGCAGCCCUCCAAGGUGCCUGUGUGGGGGCCCCGUUGCACCUGAACCUGGCCCAUAUUUGAGUGAAAUGCCUUUCAUUAUGAUAGUAGGGAGAGGCUGUGUAUUGUAGAAAUUUAUCUGGGUAGCAGUACAGCUAUCUCUUGUUUCUGCAAGGCUGGGCAAUGGUGAAGGAAGGAUGUGGUGAUGACUCAGUAGGCAAACGAAUGAAGCUGCUUGCACAGUCAGGCCAUUGUUCCAUCUAGCUCAGUAUUACAGUAUCUACGCUUAAUGGCAAUAGCUGUCCCAGAGUUCUGGGCCAGGGAUUGAACUUGGGACAUUCUGCAGGCAAGGCAUGUGUUCUGCCACAUUAGAUUGAAUGGUUAGAUUGAAGUUGUAUCUACUGAGCAUAUCUCAGGAUGAGGCCACCCAAGUACUUAAAGUGCUGUUAACCAGAUUUGUGGCAUGUAAUGUACUCUCUGUUCUGCAAAUCUGCCCUGCAUAUGAUGGAAAAAAGAGCAUAUUAUGUCAUCUGCUUCUGGUGCACUCUUCUGAAAUAAAUUAAAUUAAGCAUCUUUUUUAUAUGAAAUUGUUUACAGUUGGUAGAAAACAUAGAUGCAAUUUAUUUUUAGACCUGUGUAAUAAGAUUCUCUUUUAAAUAUUUAUUUUGUGGAGGCGUCAUGAGCAGCUCAAAGCUAAGGCUCAGUUGGCAGAAAAUUGCUGUUAGUGCUUCUUUUAAUCUUAUGGAACAGGAUCAGUUACUUUAGCAAAAACAUCUAACACUAAGGCAAAUAAUUGUUUUCUGUUUUUAUAUAUAUUAUAUACCUUGUAUGCAGAUUGGUAGAUAUUUUUAGAUCUGGCCUUUGAGUGGCUUUUUCUAGCCCGGGUGUGGGAUUUAUUAAGGAACAGCUUUUGAUGGUUGAUUAAAAUGGACAUAAGAUCUUUUAAAGUCCUGUUGAUUUAAGAAAAGAAGAAGAGACUGUUGGGUGAUACCAGUGAGCCAUCUAGUCCAGGAUUCUGUUCUCACAGUGGCCAACCAGUACUAUUGGAAGCCCAUAUGCAAGCCCUGAGCGCAGGAGUGUUCUUUCUCCUCACUUGUGAGGCAUGCUACCUCUGCCAAUGGAAGAGUUUCAGUGGGAGACUUAAGCAUAUGGUGCAUAUUCCUUUUGUUAACACUUAACUUUGGCUUAGUUGUAUCCAAAGUUCUUAAUUGUCACAAUAUUUGGCAUGUAGCUGCCAUAUUCUUAAUUCCUGGAAUUUUGAAUGGAAUCAAUUUCACCUGGGCCAUCUUUCUUGUUGACCUGUUGCUCCUUACAUAUGUAGAUCCACUUCUGAGUAUUAACUCAAGAGUCAUUUGAACCAUUUCAUUUGAAUGCUCGAUCAGCAGGAAACUAACAGGAAAAUCACAGAUUUUCCAUUCUUAGAAUGUACUGUUGGAGUUGGAGAUUUCUUACAAAUUAAGCUGUGUGUUAUCUCUAACAAUGGCAUUAAUGUGCCCUUCACUAGUUUUCAAGCCCUUGCAUCUUUUUGUAUUAUUCUUUUGCAUCUCUAACCAGUCUUCAAUGUCUUUAAUCUUUUUGUCAUUAUUGUUCAGCUUUGACAACACUGUCCUAUCUUGUAUCACUAUAAUGCCUGUGGCUUUGUCUUUGAUCUUCAUCCUUAGAAAAUAGUAUAUGUAGCACUGGUGGGUGUUUUUUUAAUAUUAUAGAUAUGUGUUGUGUGGAAAUAAAAUGGCUUAACAAGAACUGGAUGCUCAGGGCCAUAUAAUUUUCCUUGUUCGAUAUUACCAUGCUGGUAUUGAAUUCCUUACAACCCAAGACUUAAUCAGAGGUCCACAAAUUAUGGCUUUGCUUGGUAGCUCAAGCACUAAUUCCUACUUUCCAUCUCUGAGAUGCAGUCCAACCAGGUUAGUGCAACAAUAGUAUUAUCAAUCUAUAAGCACAGAUAUGGUGGAAAUUAUGUAAAUAGGCUUAUUUCCUCUCUUGCCCCCUUUUAAAUCUAAGAUUGAUGUCAGUUUUGGCAGGGUUGUGUUGUAGUUGUUUUCCUUUGAAAAAUUCCAAGACUGUCAUGUUAGUUUAGGUAGUUAGCUUCCAUUGGUGUUUUCUGGCAAAAACCAUCAAAUGUUGGGAAAGUGUGGAACUUAGCCAGUAAAAUGUUUGUUUUAAUUUUCUGUCUAAUAAAAGUUGUAAAAUGAAGGGAAGAAUUUUUUUCACAAAUGAGUCCUAUGACAUGUUAAAUACUUCCCCCCCUGAAGUUUUCAUAACAAGAAAAAGUGUACUUCUGAGAUGAAUCUACUCCCUCCCCCCAAGCUUUAUCACUGAAAAUAUCUACCCACAGCUACAUGUGUUUCAUAGAAUUGUGGAGUUGGAAGGGACCUCAUCUAGUCCAACCUUGCACUGUACUUUCUUCUCUGACAGAGGAUUGAUGUCCAAGAUCAGGGGAUGGAGUUUAUUUUGUAGCUCCAAAUACACAGCAUGACUCCUGCUUUUUUGUGUCACAUUCCACCAGGGGUUCACCUCCUGAACUGGGCAAUCUUCCUCCUCCCUAGGGGUACUGCCCCUGCAUCUCUGUUCCAAGACAGUCCACUCUGGUCUAGUGAGAAUUUCCUCAUCUUGUUUGUGUUUAUCAGAAUUCAUGAAAAAACUUAUAAAACUUCAUUUAUUUUAUUUUUAUUUUAUUACAUUUCUAUUCCAACUUUCCUUCAAGGACCUCAACUUGGCAUACAUGGAUCUCCCCCACUCCAUUUUGUCUUCAAAACCCACUACCAGUCAGUGUAGACAAUAAUGUGUUAGAUGGACUUAUAGUUUAACUUUGUAUGAGGCAGCUUCCUAUGUUCCUUAGGGCAAUAAAACAGAAUUUAUUUACCCUUCUUCCUCUGUUCUUUAUUUUAAGCUCUCUCAAGAGUAGUUCAGUUUGCGAGGCUCAUGAUGAGUUUUAAUUGCCACAUUACCAAGCUCUGAAGAAAACAUUGGCUCCAAAUUCAUAUGGGCAGGUGGUUAAGCAAAUCAAGGGCAGCAAGGAAAAAGGGGGCACAAGUAGCUCCACUGUGACUAUCAUAUAACUGUCUCUGGGAGUUAUUGUGAGGCUUUUGUCUACACACAUCAUAGCCCAACAAAUUUAACUUUUCCCCAGGAGCCAUAUCAGUUUAGUAACUAUACAGAUACCCAGCUGCGUCUCAGACAUAUGCCAUGUUAUGCUGUCAAGCUGAUUAUAAUUAUUACUUUAAAUGAAAUUGGGGGUAAUUGUUUAGAACCUUAAUGGAGUAUUGUUUGUUUCUUGAACAAAACUCACAGAACUGUUAGUAGUUGUAGGACCGCUUUCCACAUCAACAUGUAUGCUGAAGAGCUACGUUAUCCUACAAAGGGUUCUGGAAGUGCUCAGUAUGUUGAAGGAAAAGUAUAAUUUGGAAAAGUUUGUCCCCAUGGGUAAACCCCUGAUAGCUGCUGCAAAUCCCAGGGUUUCCUGACACACUUGAAAACAAUUGUUAUCCAGGGAGCUGUAAAUUUUGGCUUGGUAGCCAAACAUCUUUUCCAGAAGCCAGGAAGUCUAACUUACUUAUAUCUAUUGACCAAGAAAUGGGUAAGUGCAUCACUUCUGCAGCCUUUUCCCUUGGUGAGGUGGAGUUAGCGGGAAGGAGUAGCAGGCAGGCUGAAAAGUGUGUUGCCAGCAACACAUUCCCUGUAAUCCACGACACUGCAUCGCAGCAGAAGUUGCAGGCCAUUUCCAUCUUCAUUCUUUGCUUUCCUGAAUUGCCUGAUGAUGGGAAGACUCCAUGUUUGCCCCUUUCAGCAGAGUAGUAGGAUCCCUGUUGGUGAGCGUUGGAGCAAUAUUAUAAAACACCUCACAAAAAGCCCUAUGAGUUCCAUAUCAAAGAUGGGACCUACUAGUAACUAGACCAAAUUAGUUUCUGCAGCUUCGGAACAAGGCAUUGUAACCGUACUUGCAUGUCACAGGGGAAAUCAUGAGACUACAACUGAGUUGACAUCCAGAUUUCAGCAUCAUCGUGGCGAUUACAUCCUGGAAAUAGGAGUCAUUUGCCCUCAAGCCAGCUUCUGCCAACUCUUUAAACCUAGUUACAGCAGCAGGAUGGAGUUGAAUAGCAGCAAUAUGUUGACUAAGGAGCCAGCGUGAAUAGCACCGGAAUUUUGUUUGUUACUUGCCUGGACUAUGAACUGAGACAUUGGCUUGGACUUUUCAAACCUUUUCCAGUUGACUCCAGAGCUGGUUGAACAGCCAUGGCAUUUUUUACUCCAUGGAAGUUGUCCUCUCAGAAACUUGGCUUUUUUCUGGUGACCUUUGGCUUCAUUUGGGGAAUGAUGCUGCUGCAUUUUACAAUCCAACAGAAGACUCAGCACGAAAGCAGUUCGGUGCUUCGUGAGCAAAUACUGGACCUCAGCAAAAGAUACAUAAAAGCACUGGCGGAAGAGAAUAGGAACGUGGUGGAUGGACCAUAUGUUGGUACGAUGACUGCGUAUGAUCUGAAGAAAACUCUUGCCGUCCUACUAGACAACAUCCUACAACGCAUUGGGAAGCUUGAGUCUAAAGUGGAGAACCUUGUAAUCAAUGGCACAGGUGCAAACUCCACAAAUAGUACCUCCACUGCUACUCCCAGUUCAGGAGCAGCUGAAAAACUCAAUGUUGCAGAUCUCAUUAAUGGAGCCCAGGAACAGUGUGAAUUGCCUCCCAUGGAUGGCUUCCCCCACUGUGAGGGCAAAAUAAAAUGGAUGAAAGAUAUGUGGCGAUCUGAUCCUUGUUACGCAAGUUACGGUGUGGAUGGAUCAACAUGCUCCUUCUUUAUUUACCUCAGUGAGGUUGAAAACUGGUGUCCUCGUUUACCCUGGAGAGCAAAAAAUACUAAUGAAGAAACUGAUCAAAAGACAAUGGCUGAAAUCAGAACAAAUUUUGAAUUGCUAUACAAAAUGAUGUCCAGGCAUGAAGAAUUCCGGUGGAUGAUGCUACGAAUAAGAAGGAUGGCAGACACUUGGAUAGAAGCAAUUAAAUCACUUGCUGAAAAACAAAACCUGGAGAAGAGAAAACGAAAAAAAGUCCUUGUUCAUCUGGGACUCCUCACAAAAGAAUCUGGAUUCAAGAUUGCAGAAAAUGCCUUUAGUGGUGGCCCACUUGGUGAAUUAGUCCAGUGGAGUGAUUUAAUUACAUCUCUCUAUUUACUAGGCCAUGACAUUAGGAUUUCAGCUUCAUUGGCGGAGCUCAAGGAGAUUAUGAAGAAGGUUGUUGGUAACAGAUCUGGCUGCCCAACUCAAGGGGAUAAAGUAGUGGAACUAAUUUACAUUGACAUUGUUGGGCUCACUCAGUUCAAGAAAACCCUUGGACCAUCCUGGGUUCACUACCAGUGCAUGUUACGAGUGCUAGAUUCAUUUGGGACCGAACCAGAGUUUAACCAUGCUCAUUAUGCCCAAUCUAAAGGCCACAAAACUCCAUGGGGAAAAUGGAACCUUAACCCACAACAAUUCUACACAAUGUUUCCUCACACUCCAGACAAUAGUUUCCUUGGUUUUGUUGUGGAACAAUAUCUGAAUUCCAGUGACAUCAAGCACUUCAAUGUAAUUAAACGGCAGGACCAGUCGCUUGUCUAUGGCAAAGUUGAUAACUUCUGGAAGGAUAAGAAAGCUUAUUUGGAUGUCAUUCAUACCUAUACAGAAGUUCAUGGAACUGUCCACGGGACAAGUACUGUCUACAUGCCCAGCUAUGUUAAAAACCAUGGCAUCCUCAGUGGCCGAGAUUUGCAGUUCCUGCUGAGAGGGACAAAGCUCUUUGUUGGUCUUGGUUUUCCAUAUGAGGGACCUGCCCCUCUAGAGGCCAUUGCAAAUGGAUGUGCAUUUCUGAAUCCAAAAUUUAAUCCACCCAAAAGCAGCAAAAACACAGAUUUCUUCAAAGGCAAGCCAACACUCCGAGAGUUAACAUCUCAACACCCCUAUGCUGAAGUUUACAUCGGGAAGCCUCAUGUUUGGACUGUAAACAUCAAUGACCUCUCUGAAGUUGAGAAGGCAGUGAAAGCAAUUUUGAAUCAAAAGAUUGAACCUUACCUGCCCUUUGAAUUCACAUGUGAGGGGAUGCUCCAGAGAAUGAAUGUUUUCAUAGAGAAACAGGAUUUCUGUCACGGGCAAGUGAUGUGGCCCCCAUUAAGUGCCCUUCAGGUUAAAAUUGCUGGGUCUGGGAAAUCAUGUAAGCAGGUUUGUCAAGAAAAUCAGCUCAUCUGUGAGCCAUCCUUUUUCCAGCACCUGAACAAGGACAAAGACCUCUUGAAAUACAACAUUGAAUGUCAUACAGCAGAGUCUGCAAAUGAUAUUGUGGUUCCAUCUUUUGAUGAAAAGAGAAAACACUGUGUUUUCCAGGGUGAUCUCUUGUUGUUCAGCUGUGCAGGAUCUCAUCCAAGCCACAAAAGAAUCUGCCCUUGCAGAGACUACCUUAAAGGACAAGUUGCACUUUGUAAAGACUGUCUAUAGCAGCAGCUCACUUGACUUGAUGAAGGGACAAAGCCAGUGGCUUAGUGAGAGCUGCUGCAAUUUCUUGCACUUUGCUACUGCAGGCAGAACAAUUGCUGAGGAGCAAACAUCUGUGCUACGAUGGAACAGAAAAGCGAUUUUAAAAAAAUCUCAAAUGAUUUAUAUUUUUUUCCUAAGCAAGCAAUUCUAGUGACACAGAAAUCUCUUUAAUUUACUUAAGGAGGUAACAAACGAAGUCCGGCAUUUUUUAAAGGUAAAUUAAGAGUGUUGGUUUCUUUUACCAACAACUUCUCAUGAUAAACAACUUUUCUGAAUAUUAUUUCCAGUACAAAAAAACAAAACCAGACCUGGAAGAGAUUGGUCAGUACAGGAAAGACUAACACAAUCCUGGGUAUUGUUUAUGGGGGUCUUCUGAAUCCUGAAUGGCUGGUGAACAUGGAACCACAACGGAACACAGCUACAGAAUAUCUAUUGGUUUUUAUCUCAUCUGACACAUUCUGCAAAUCCACAGCUAUGUGGUGGUCUCCACAUAGCUAAGCAAGUAGCACCAUUAACUGGUGGCUUCCUGAGUCGCAGAUCAUUUUGGUUUGAUAAUGGAUUAUGAUUGUGCCAUUCAUUGGGGCUUCUAAGCCACAUAAGCGUAAUAUUUAAAAUGUAUGGUCUUGUCUAGAAUUAUGAGUGUACCCAUCUUUCCCGGUCCCACAAAGUUUUGUUGUAGGGUGGUGAUUAGACAUACUGUUAGAUCACUGAAAAUAAAAUGGUGCCAUUGGAGCAAUAUUUUCCUCGGUAUAAGGUGGAGAAACAGUGACUGAAAGUUGAAAAUAGAAGUGAGGCAGUCAAAUUGUGCUAGUCUGUCUUUGACAGCUUGUGGGGAUUUAACAAGUUUUUAUAGGACGGACGGACAUGAACAAAACAAUGACUAUAAGCAAGUGAGAUCUCUUCCUGAAGUCCUUAAUUAAAAGUAGUUGUAGACCAGCUUUUCCCUCUUUUUAGGAAAAAGGGGUUGCUUUUGCAGCACAGCUGACUUCUUUAAAAGCACUGUUUGUGGAAGGCAAAAGAGACAUUAGAUAGAAAAUGGAUGUUUCCUCACUUUGAAGCUAAAAGCUACCACAGGUUGGGAAGAAAUAACUUGGACAAUUUUCAAUAUUAUAUCAGAGUAUGAUACUUCAGUUAUUUGCUUCUCCCCCCUCUACCCUAAACAUUCCUUACUAUUUCUACUGGUGGGAUAAUACACUUCUUUCUGCUCUUUUGUAAUGUAACUUAAUUCAUUAUUUGGCAUUCACUGUUUAUUGUGGGAAGCACUCACAUAUCUUUUGACAUACCAAAGACCAUAAGGGAAAACACCUCUUUUUUUAAGUACUAUUUAAUAUCGGCAGGGCAUAGCUCCAGAAAUGUUUGACAAGACUACAAACUUUUAAUUGUUUGUGCAUAGGAUUAAAAAUUAGCAGUGGCUGGCCCCAGUUCCAGUAACUCGUGACUGGCUUUUGUGUGAUGUCUUGGACUUCUGUAAUAGUUAACACUUGGAAUCUAGCCUUGUGUGUUAAGUUACCAGGCAGUUUCUGCCCCACACUUGUAAGUACACGGGAGCCCAUCCCUCUUUCCUUCCUUUUUAAAAUGAUCACUCUUCAACAUUGAUACCCUUGUUGGUUAUUGACUUAUUUGUUCUAAUGUGUUCUUUAUGAGGACAAACCAUCAUCAAACUAGACCUGGCAAUAAACAAAGCACUACCAAUUGCUGCUGCAGCAAAAAUGUUUGAGAAUAUAUGUGCUGUAAAUGCAUCUUAGUUAGCACAUUCAGAUUAGUUUGGCUUUAGUAACAGGGCCAGUUCCAAUCUAAUAUUUCUUCUCCAGAGAAAGAUAUAAAGUAAAUGUUGAUAUACAGUUUUACGAAUCUGAUCAUUUGCUUAGAUAUUUUUCUUUCAACAAUAACAUAAAUUUUGUCCUCUACUGCAACAUUUUAAAUGUGUUUUUGUUUUCAUACAUUGCAUCAAACAAGCCCCAAGAGAAGGAUUUGAGUUUUGUUAGUUUGUUGGUGCAAUGAAUAAUAUAGUCUUUCAGCAGGGGGUAUAUUUGUAAAUUGCUAGUUUAGACAUACUGUAUGUUGGCCAAAUGCUAUGUGGUUAUAAUGAGUGGCAGUGUACCGAGAAGGUUUAAUUGAUAACAUUUUUGUAGGGUGGUAUCAGAGUAAGCCAUAUUCAGAGCAGGCCACUGAAAUGAAUGGACUUAAAUUAUGACUAACUUCAAGUUAUUGGGUUUACUCUGCAUAUGGCAUGGUCUCCCAUUAUUUCUUCAAGCGUUUUAUGAUAUCACUGAGAAUAGGAUCAGACCUUUGAUAGGCUCAUCCAGUUAUUUCAUAGCUGCAUUUUUUAAAGUAACAGUAUACACCAAUUGUGGAAAAGAAAUGAAUUUGUGUAUUAGCCUUAUUAUGGUGUUUACUAUGAAGACUUGGCAGAUGGUACAAAAUAAGUUUCAUCUAACCAUGUUGUAGUUAGUACAGGGUCAGUGUACCUCACGCUUUUUAAGCAUCAAAAUGUGGAAGCAAAUUAAACUUGUACCAUGAUCCACACUAUCUAGAAGGUUUUUCUUCAAACCUAUCUCUAUGAAUACCUUUAAUGAAUGACACAUUGAAAACAAAUGCCUUCAUAAUCCUCUGCCAGCAUAAAGAGCAGAUGGCAGGUGAUGAUUAAGGUGGUUUUUCAUUAAAGCCAGACAAACUUAUAUAUUUGAGGGGAAUGCCUUUCUUGACUGAAACCUGGACCAUUUUUUAAAAGUUCAAAUGCAGAAAUGUGGCAUUUCACUUGAGGAUUAUUAGGAGAUCUAAGGGGAUAAAUAGAAUUGCAAAUCAUUUUGGCAGGUUUUGGCUUUGGGUGUAGUGGUCUACAAUUCAUGGAGCUCCCUGAAGUCUGAAAUAAAAUGAAAAAAUGCAUCAUGCCAGAAGCAUCAUGUCUUCAUAUAUCAAAAUUUUCUCCCUUAUUUUACAAGUUUGUAACUUGGUAUUUUUUAUUUUUUUAUAAAAAGAAAUCUUGUUCUAAGAGAUCACCAAAACCUGAGAGAAGCAUUUACGUAAUUUAUUUUUAAAGAACUUUAACAUUAAAGCUUACCUUUGAAAGGUAAAGAUUGAAUACACUGUUUAAAAAUGCCAAUAAAAACCUCAUUUAUUUCAUAUAUGCAAGUUGAUUUGCACAUCUAUAAAUAGGUAUGCUUUUCAGUACAUUUCACCUAGUUUUGAUCAUUUGUCUCUCUUGUGGUUCAGUGGGUGGGGUUGGUUUCUGCAUGGCAGUGUUGAAGCACAUUCUGCUAAUAUGUGUGCCUUUUAAUUUUUUAUUUUAAAUUGUGUGUUUGGGAUGUGAACAUUGCCUGAGCAAUUAUAAUGGAACACUAAUUUGAGGAUUUAUAUACUUUCUGUAAAUAUUGGUAUGAUUUAUAAAGAGUAUUUUUUAAUAUUGGAAAAAAGACAAAGCAAAAGUACGUACUUCAAGCUGCAACAGCUCAAAGAGAAUGCUACCUAUUGAUAUUUGUACUUGAAUGUUUGUGUCUAAACACAAUGCGCUUAUAUAUGAUGCAUUAUCCAUGCUAAAUCUUAGUAAAGGAGGGAGGAGAGAAUAUAGUUAGCUAAUCCCCAUCUGCCUGGUCUUAAAUGGUUUGGUAGUGUACUUUUCAUGUUCCAAGUGACAGGAAAUUGUUGACGUCCAAUAUCAAAGAAUUAGAAAUGUAAAUUGGUAUGUACAUGAUUUUUCUCUCUCUCUCAAAAGAAUGCAGUUCAGUAUGUUCUUCUAUAAAUUACUAGUACUUCACUGGCAUGAUCUUUUGAAGAAAUAGGUUAUUUUCUUGUAGGAAAUGAAGUUCUUAACACAAACUUUCGCAAGUAUGAAGGCACUCCUGUUAAGUUCUUCACAUUUAGUAGUAGGUAAGGUUGACCACAUAAGCACUCCAGAAGUUGUUUAGAGAGAAAAGUCCCUUCCUGUUUUUCUUCAAAGGAGGUGUAAUUGCUCAUCCCUGUAGCAUCAGAGAGUGCAUGUCCCCUAGCUCAAGUUCACACAGCUGCCAUGGCAUGUUAUGUGCUUCUAACAUUCACACCACUCUUGUAGAAUAAGGAUUAUCAGACGCCUAACACCAAGUCACAAGGAGCAGCCUAACCACCUCAAGCAAGUGCAGAGAGACUGGUGUUGUAUGGGUCUACCUAUGCACUUCCUCAAAAAUAGUCAGAUAUACUACAGGAUAAAUUUUUGAGCACAAGUGGUGACACUUGUAAUAGCAUUGGGCUUCCUUCUUUUUACAAAUUGCCACAGAGAAGAACAUUGCCUCCCAACAUGACUGAAUACUCGCACGUUAUUUUGUCAGUGUGGCUCUGGUUAUAUAGCUGUCCAAUAUGGAGAAUUUUUAGUGUGUGUAAGUAGGCCCUAAAUCAAUUCCUCUGAAAAGUCUAUAGAAACUUCCAUUUGUAACUGGGGAUAAAAAUGUAUUUAGCAUUAUAAUUAAUCAUUCAACAUUUUAUACCUUGAUGGUACGAUGCCCACUGGUUGUCUUGACAGGCUGCUUAGUUUUUUAAAAAUGUGCUUGGGAGCAAUUCAGGGACGGUUCACUAUGUCGUCCCGUCCCCCCCAAUAACUUUUGUUGCAAAAGUUAUAAAGUUUUUGAGGCACACAAUUGAAUUAACUACAUAACGCAGUGGCCUCCCCAUAAUUAGUGCCUUUGUUCUUCUAUUUUUGAAAGUGAGCUUUCUAAAGAAAGAAUAGCCUUCAUACAGGUUCUGAAUUGAAAAGGGUGUCGUGACAGCUACAAAAUCACUGUGCAUUCACAAUGGAUGUUAGUACUAGUAAUUGUGGUGGGUUAUGCCUGAAGAUUAUAAAUCUCAAUAGGUUUCAUACAAUACUAGAUCAUUGCUUCCUGCCUUUUGGGCAAAAUAGAGGCCAUUCAUAUUCUAGGUAACUGCUGUUUAUUUAGUGCAACAAUUGAAGAGAGUUACUGUUGAAAAGGCAUUGAUAGGUGUUUUAAGCUGGUUAUGCAGUAUGUCCUCUGGCUUUGAUUAUAUGUGGUGCUCUAGAUGGCUGUUGUGAAAUGCAACAAGCAAUUGCAAUUGUCAUGCAAGUUUUUGUUUUAUAUAUAUAAAAAAGUAUCAACAUGCAGAGUUGUACAUAGCCCAUCAAUGUCCUUAGUAAUAGCUGGUUCCUUCCACCCUUUGAUAAAAAUCUUAUCUUUCAUCCACAAUAAGAACCUCUUUUUUAAAAAGUCUUAUUCAAAGGAGGCAUCUUCCAGCAAUCCAUCUUAAUCUAUCAAAUGCCUUUUCCUUUUAAAAACAAAAACAAAAACUGGGUGUUUUGCUGCUACCAGCAUGAUUAGGUGCUCUUUGAACCAAUUCCUCUUUGAACCAAUUCACCUAAUAUGAAACCAUAUGUUAUACAAAGAUGCUAUAACUAUUAUUUUACUUUGAUUGGUUCUCAGCAGUUUUAAAUGAUUGGUGUGGUUUCUGCUUUGCUAAAGGAACCCUAUACACCAUUUUUAUAGAUGGUCUUUUUGCUUAUUUUUUUUAAUCAAUAACUUUAGAGGUAAUAAAGUACCAUUCCAACUUAAAUUAUUGGUGCCAUCACAUUAAAAUAGCAUAAUAGGUACACAGAAAGAGACAUUUUCAAAGUCUAUUCUGUAUUCUCUUCCACCAGAACAACCUUGCAAGGAAAUCCAGGAACAGGUGCAUCCUUCCAACUCAUGCCAAUUUGUAUCAUGUUAACCUUCCUUCCACAUGAAACUAGACUAAUUCAAAAUAUCUGAAAUUACAACCUCCUGCUUAUAAUGUUGCAAGAAUAAUUAGGAUUGUUCUGCAGAAAACUUAGUAAAUAGUCACUCAGAUGCUUGAACUACAAAUUGCCUUAAGGCAAUGCUGUGGACCUGGUGGUCCUCCAGCUUUUACCGCAGUCCCAUUAUAUCUGACCACUGCUGAUGCCAGUCAGUGCUGAUAGGAUUUGGGAGUCUAACAGUACCUGGAAAGCAAGAGAGUGGCUAUUUAAGAAGCUUUGCUCAUGGCUAGCGCUAUUUUUCUAGGAAAAGGUGCUGGAACUCACCCUGAACGCCUCCCUUGUUCUCUUAUAAUGGCAAUGACACCCACCUGAGAGGGACAAAAAAUAAUUAAAAAAUCCUACCCAUGGCUUACAGUGCAGCUAGGGCUUUCUUUUUCUCACUUUGGAGCAAAGCUGGUUUAGGGAAAAGCACAUCAGAAUGCAGCAUUUUAUAUGAAACAACAGGGCAGAUAUGAAUUGCAGCUAAAGUCAUGUGCACACCACUUCCCAAACCAGGAGUUUACUGGAUACAAAGUAAACAGGCAUGUAUACACUGCCCAAGACAAAGCCUAACUACUGUCACCUUGCUUGUGCUGAUAUUUUAACAACCACAUUUAAGCAGUUUGAAUCAAUUUAAAGCAACUAAAAUUACCGCCUAGUUUCAAUUAUGCAUUCUCUGUUGUCCUUAACUUUGUUUUACUAGGAUAGGUAGCAGCUAUUGAGGAGUGAAUGUACACAGCAUAUAAAAUAAGAAGAGCCUGCUGGAUUAGGCCAGCGGCUCAUCUAGUCCAGCAUCUUGUUCUCACAGUGGCUGAACAAGUUGCAUAUGCUUCAGACAUAAGACUCACACCUGCAGCAACUUCCACAUUCCAUCUGCCAUAAAUAAUUGGGUUCUAAUGGCCAGUAUUGAUAUCUCUCUUAUCUGUGCUUGUUUCUAUUUAUCCCAGUCUCCUGGAAUUGAUUUCCAGUACCUUAAGCUUCUUAUACUGAGUGGCUCAUGCUUCGCUUCUUCUUAUUCUAAAAAAUUUAAAUGUUUUCCACAAUUCUACCCAUAGCUGCCAAGUUUUCCCUUUUCUCGCGAGGAAGCCUAUUCAGCAUAAGGGAAAAUCCCUUAAAAAAAGGGAUAACUUGGCAGCUAUGAUUCUACCUUUCACACUCUAAAUCUCCUCUGGAUGUAAAAUUCCCAUAGUAAAGACUGAACAUAUUGUGCAUAAAUUGACUAUAUUACAGAGCAGGUAGGAAGGUCAGUCAAUAUAUUGCAAAUGUUAAAGUGUGUGUGUAUAUAUAUAUGUUAUGCUAUAGAAAUAGCAUAUACAAGAUGAAUGUACCUUGGUAUUAUAUCUUACUGAAUACUAUAUAUUCAGGACACUGAAUGAUGCUACUUAACUAUGCCCUGUCAUUUUUUAUAUAUAUAAACAAAUUAAUUUCCUUGGUAUUGAUGUAUACAUGAAGGUACCAGCUUUGCUUAAUAACCCACCAUUUGGAGUGUGUUUGUAUCAAGUGACCCCCCCCACACACACUACUACUACAAUUAUGAGAGUGACUUCUUGUAUUGGAAUUGGUCAUAUCCUGUAUAUAGCAGUAGGUGUUUAUGGGACACUUUCAGUUGCUAGUUCUAAUUAAACUUCUCCUUGAACCCAAUGCCACAGGGCAAGUAGUUUACAAUAUGACUUUUCACUGGCAAACCAUGCAGAAGGCUUGCAUAGCUUACUGAAACCCAGGUUCUAGGCAAAUGGCAUUGUUUUUGUCUGACAAAACAAAGCUUACCUCCCAACUUAGACUUGUCCUAUUUUUUAGAACAGAAAGCAGUGAGUAGUACAUAUAUUCACGGCUCUCCUGUUUCACUAAAAUAAGCUAAGCAGUCCAUAGCCAGGGGUCAAGAUCACAACAUUAACAUUUGGCUAAUAAGAGAAACCCUAAAAAAAGUGUGCAACAGAGAAUAGCAAGUCACUGACUAUCUCUAUAAAUAUAACAUUGAAAGUCAAAAUAUUGUUUGUAAUGAGAAGUGUUAGCUUCCCAGUUCUGAGUACUGUUCAGCAGAGUAGUAGGUUAAGGUUUAAUAAGGAUUUUAAUCUGUUUCACAAGCACUGAUUAUGUUUUUUAAAACAAUACAUGCUUGAAAUUUUGUGGGGGUUUUUUUAUUUCUUAAAUUGUGUUCCGUUAUAUUUUGUUUAAGCAGGUUGCUUCACAGCAAGUAACUGUAAAAUUAGAAGAUUAACAACAUGGGAAACUUAAAACCAAGGUGUAAAUAUGUAUGUAUUCUCAUGGCUGACAAUGCUUCCUUUCCCCACCCCCACCAACUGUUGUAGGGCAAACUAGGGAAAAUUUUAUUUUUCAAUAAACUUUUUCUUGUGUGA